Molecule: messenger RNA, 795 nt
Organism: Haliaeetus leucocephalus (bald eagle)
Lineage: Eukaryota; Metazoa; Chordata; Aves; Accipitriformes; Accipitridae
Gene: EFCAB2
Product: EF-hand calcium binding domain 2
Exons: 8
Coding region: 1-795 (264 amino acids)
Molecular function (GO): calcium ion binding
Source: RefSeq, a predicted model, not a curated record
AUGCCACCCGCGGGCGAUGGCCGUGGGUGCGGGUGCCGGCUGCCUUAUGGUUGUGUUACAGCCAGGCAGGGCGCACCCGGAGUUGAUGGCGGCGAGGCCGACCGCCUCGUCAUGGCGUGGGGUGGCUUCCAGGGCGGCCGGGAUGGCUGGACCAGCCGCUGGAGACAGUUGGUCAUCGCCCCUUGCAGUCAUUUCUGGAUGCAUCGGGCGCUCUCUGCCAGGAAAAAGCUGAAGGUAAUUCCUCCUGCAACGAUAUUCAAGUAUCGUUUGAAAGAAAACGUACUUUUCUGUAAAACUCACAGUAUUGUGACUUCUAAAAUCCGUCCUUUCUAUGGCGCAGUAGCUGAAAUUGAGAAAAAGAUUAUAGAAGCUUUUGAGGUGUUUGACCAUGAAUGCAAUAAAACUGUGGAUGUCAGAGAGAUUGGUUCAAUUGUCAGGUCACUGGGUUGCUUCCCAACUGAGGCAGAACUACAUGAACUGCUUGCAAAGGUAGAAGAAGAAGAACCAACCGGACACAUUCAUCUGGAAAAAUUUCUUCCAGUGAUGACAAAAGUACUACUCGACAGAAGCUACCGGCCUAUUCCAGAAGAUGUUCUUCUACAUGCAUUUGAGGCUUUGGAUGAGCAUAAAUGUGGAUAUAUUACUAAAGAGGAGCUGGUCAAAUAUUUGACUAAAGAAGGUGAGCCCUUUACUCAGGAAGAAAUGGAGGACAUGCUCUCCACUGCUCUAGAUCCAGAAACAGAUUCUGUUCACUACAGAGACUACAUUUCAAUGAUGAUAGUAGAUGAAACUUAA